Anarrhichthys ocellatus (wolf-eel) is the source of this 656-nucleotide messenger RNA. Its product is annotated as thymidine kinase 2, mitochondrial-like. Gene Ontology annotation, cellular component: cytoplasm; mitochondrion. Gene Ontology annotation, molecular function: deoxynucleoside kinase activity. The record is from RefSeq and is a predicted model, not a curated record. NCBI's taxonomy places the organism in Eukaryota, Metazoa, Chordata, Actinopteri, Perciformes, Anarhichadidae. Bases 181 to 471 code for a protein of 96 amino acids. The transcript is spliced from 3 exons.
AAGGUUGUGCGUUUGAGCUUUUGGAGGUGUAGAAUAAAUAUGCUAAUGCCUACUCAGGCAUUUUGCUGUGUGAGUUAGAGACACAUGAUUUCAAGGUUUACUAAUCCUUCUUCUUUCUCUAAAUGCCCGGCCCGACUCACUGCGCAGCAGCUAUAAUUGUUUGUUUUUUUCAGUGGGAAAAUGCCAGAGGUGGACUAUGCUGUUCUCAGCGAGUGGUUUGAUUGGAUCACAACUAACAUUUCCAUUCCUGUUGAUCUGAUUGUCUACCUGCAGACAUCUCCUCAGACCUGCCAUGAGAGGUUAAAGCAGAGAUGCAGGGAAGAGGAGAAAGUAAUUCCAUUGGAGUAUCUUGAGUCCAUCCACCAGCUGUAUGAGGACUGGCUCAUCAAGCGUAACUCAUCCCCUCUACCGGCUCCUGUCCUGGUGAGUGUCCAUUCACAUCCUGGCAGCUAUUUGCUUUGGUUUGUGUAGAUAUUGAAUGUACAGAUUAAACUUUUAUCACCAAGCUAUAACCAAAUGUGUUUCUACUUCAUCCCUCUUGUUAUGCAAUAUUAUUGAUAUCCUGGUGUAAUAGUGACCUUAAAAUCAUUUAUUUUGUCUCCGCACCUGCUGGUCUGUAAUUCUUUAUUGUGUGUGUGUGUGUGUGUGUGUGUGUG